UAACAUUUAAUAAAUACAAAAUGAAACUUUUGAUUUUGUUUGCAAUUGCUUUGGCAGCAACUUGUGCCGAAGCUAGAAUCCUUACCAGAUGUCAAAUUGCUCAAGAGUUGUCAAGACAAGGUUUUCCAAGAGAUUUACUUGAUCAUUGGGUAUGCUUGGUGGAAGCCGAAAGCUCCGGCAACACUGCCGCCGUUGGUCCACCAAACAACGACGGAUCCAGAGACUAUGGACUUUUCCAAAUCAAUAAUAAAUAUUGGUGCCAAAAUGGUGCUCCAGGAAAAGAUUGCAAUGUAUCAUGUGAAGAUUUGCUCACCGAUGAUAUCAGCAGAGCCUCAACCUGUGCCAAGUUGAUCUACAAUCGUCAUGGAUUUAGUGCUUGGUAUGGAUGGCAAGCCAAGUGCCAAACCAGCCGUCCUGAUAUUAGUGGUUGCUUCUAAAACUAUCAAAGAAUUAUUUUUAAACUAAAUCAAAUAAUAUGUUGUAACUUUUAUAUAUAUG
Messenger RNA from Ctenocephalides felis (cat flea), 498 nucleotides. RefSeq names its product lysozyme-like. The coding region runs from base 21 to 437 and encodes 138 amino acids. The record is from RefSeq and is a predicted model, not a curated record. The transcript has 3 exons. Gene Ontology annotation, molecular function: lysozyme activity. NCBI's taxonomy places the organism in Eukaryota, Metazoa, Arthropoda, Insecta, Siphonaptera, Pulicidae.